CGUCCAUCGUCCAACGUUUCACAUUUUUCUCUUCUAACACAUUCUCCCUCCGCUCUUUGCAUCGUUCUUGAUGUCUGCUUCUCAAUGGCAGAUUCAAAUACUCUAGGAAUGCGCACAAGGUCCCACCCCCCCCUUCCGGAAUCUACUUUACAGCUCGAUCGUUCACCACUGAAGGCAGCCAGAACCGCUCUACGAAACCAAAUCGUACGCUCCACAGAGACUGAAGAUGGAGAGUCCGAUGAAGACCCUAUACUUUUAUCUCCAACCAAGAACACAAGUACCUCACACAAGCGCGCUCUAGAAUCACCACUAAAUUCUCGUUAUAAACGAUUCAAGUCUUCUGAGGCCGAGCCAAGUACUCCAGUCAUCCGGACGAACGGAAAACCUUUACACUCUCGCCACCUGUCGGACAGCAUGGCAGUUGAAAAGAAGGGCAUAACAAAGCGCUCUGCACCACCUUCGUCCCGGAAUGUGCCAGCCUUGGCUAGUCAAAAGCCUCGAGCAAAGUCCGUUCCCGUUUUCCCAUCACCACCGUCUAUUCCCUCCAUCGAUUUCAGGAAUCCUCCUCUUUCCCCCACUCGCUGUCGCUCACGUUCCCCGGAAAAACGUGAACCGAAGCUCGACAUAACUUAUGUAAAGAUGGCGACAACACUCGAUCCUAUUCCUGAUGAGAAAGAAUCGGCAAUGGACGUGGAUACGCUUACCCCGCAACGUACCCAGUGCUCAAGUAAUGAGCAAGGCAGUCCACUCGUUUCGUUCGCCGAUGUCACGCCUGAACCGCCCGAUCACUUCACACAUUCUCACACAGCUGAGGAAACUACAACCGUCUCACCUCCAAAUGGACCUUCCACUCCCUCACUAGCUUUCCCGGAGCCUAUGUCUCCCCUCACACCCCUCGUUGAAACCCCGGCACCUUUCGAAAAACUUGGAAUGCAGUCUCGAUACCUAGCGGGGGAUGGUUGGGGAGUUACCCUCGAGCCUCAAACUUUCAUUCCUACUACCCCCACUCCCACUACUCGUGCUAUUGACGCUGGCAUCGUCACUACCACGACCGCGGACACUCCGGUCCGAACUCUAAGACCGAGUCGCGUUCCCUUAUUAAAGAAAAUCAACACCGCUUCCUCUACAGGUCCCCCUCCGACAGCCGCUUCUACCUCUAAAUCUGUUGCUGUGACAGGUAAAAAGACCGAUGCGCGUAAGGAUGCCUUUUCAGUGCUCAUGAGUAACCGGCAACCAAUGACAAAGAAGGGAAAGGAGAAGGAGGAGCUCAACAAGAACAAGAGAACGUCAUUAAAGAGUGCUGGGAAUAUGAAUAUCAGUAAAGUCACUGAUGCCCAGGACUCCGGAUUGAAGGAGGCGAGAAGACCUUCUACCGUCAAGUCGAAGAUGAAAGCCCGGACUAAGCCACAGGAACCCCGCGUAAUUCCAACCUUUGCGGAUGAUGAAGAGGAACAAGAGCUCGAGAUGAACAAACAGGAUGUCCUUCCUGAUUCGCGUCAAAUUCCAGAUGAAUCGCCCAUGGUAUCUCCUGCGGCCGUAGAUGAACCAACUCUGAUAUUACCUUCGUCUCCUCCGACUUCUCUCUUCUCGGUAGAUCCUCAUGUGGAAGACCAUGAAUCGCCUAUUACAGCACGAGAACCGGUGGCAAACGAUAGGUGUUCUUCAUUGUUUUCUUUGAGUGAUGAAGAGUCCAUCCAAGGUCCACUCGAUCCCGAAGCUUCGAAUGUGGGGUCAAUGCCUCUUAACACGCUAGACCCUGAGUCAAAACCGACCAGCUCCAUGGAUAUGAACCCGGGGAAUGCGCCAGGGGACCUCAUUGAAGCUGUAGCGAUUGCUCCUCCCGAGACCAUUGGAGUAGAGGAGGACAUGUCCCCUACCGGCAAAGGCAAAACAAGGCAGGGUCCACGCAAGAAAGCGGAAGGGGACGCAAUUCGUCGGCCUACUCGUGUUACACGGAGCGCGUCCUCGAGACGACAUGAAAUCGAAAUCGAGGCCUCUACGACACGUAAUCCAUUGCCCGCAGAAACGCCCCCGAGCACUCGAAGUCGAGGGGAAAAGACCAGUUCUAUAGAGACCAAUGAUCUAGAUGCGACGAAUCUCGCUUCGAACACGGAGGUUUCGGCUGCGAAUGAAAAGAUUCCUGUUCCUAUACCCGAACUCCUUGAUCGGCCUGGUAGUGCUCCAAGUUCGGAGCUUUCUGCCCCGCCUUCAGACUCUGAACACGAACCCGAGUCCGACGUCCUUCAGCCCUCCGCGUCUUCCAAGUCCAUAAGGUCGCAAUUGCCGGUGAAGUCAAAGUUAGCACCUUCUUCCUCACUGGCACGGGCGACGCAAGCUAGUCUUGCUCGAGCAGCUUUGCCGAAAACUCCUCCAAAAUCAAGAUCGGCUUCACCAUCCAAGCUCCCCAGGUCAUCGUCAAUGUUUGCACGUCUUGAUGACGGCCAGAACUCACGGCCCGAGCUUGCUGUCGCCGGUUCUUCGUAUGUCGCUUUGGAGAACGUCCUUGAUAAACUCCGGGAGGCCCCACCUUCCCGACCGAACACUAGCAUGGGGUUUAACCGCAAUAAUCCGGGGGAUGAUUCUGAUGUUCAGAUGCAGAGCAAAGACGAUGCUUCGGUUGACAGGAGUACGUUGGGGAUCGGACGUCCCAACAGUGCCACUUCUUCGAAGUCCAGUCUUCCCGUGUUUAAGCGUCCGGCUCCUGUUUCAAAAGACUUCCGAGGAAUCUUCAUGCAGUCUGGUAGGGGCCCGAUUGCGAAUAGGAAACAGGGCGCCAUUAUGCGCAGUGGGCCGAGCAUCUAUGAUCGUAUCGCAGGAGGUGCUCGAGGACAAAAAGCGAGUCAAAAAACUGCCCUUCCGACUGUAAUUGGUAGUCCUGCGAAAGGUGGUAGCGCAGCGAUGAUUGAAGACGAUAUUGUUAUGGGCGAUGCUGAGGCUGGCCCAUCGAAUGCACAAGGGGACCUCACGCUUGCCGAUAUCACGAUGCCGGACACGGACAUGGAGGCAGAAAGCUCUAGUAAAGGAAAGACAAAGGCGCGGGAAGACAAGUCGAGACGGGCAUCAAUGGCGUUGCAUGCACUCUCACAAUCUCUGAAUGAUAUCUCUGCUGCUAAGGCAGCAGAAGCGAUGCAACCGCCCACUCCUCCCCGUCGUGCAGGACUCAGAAGCUCUAGCAGUACUUACCCUUCAUCGUCCUCGGGUAAGAAUGCAGGAGAUAGCAAAAAGGACAUGCCUGCACCGAGACUCUCGAUCCUUAGCAAUUGUAAAGUGUUUGUUGACUACAGAAGUGAGGACCCACUUGUGGCGGAAACCUGGGUGCAGAUGCUGAAGGAUUUGGGUGCCCGGAUCAUGACCCGUUUGGGGCCGACUUGUACUCAUAUACUUUGGAAAGACGGGCUCUCUAGCACAAUCAAUCGUUAUCGUUUAUUGAACGAUCCUAAACCUUUUGUAGUUGGCAACAACUGGGUUGUUUCAUGCGCACAAGAGUCGAAGCGCGUGGACGAGACCGAGUUCUUGGUGGAGCUGAAUGACUAUACGUUCGCAGCUGCGGGACACAAGCAACGACGAAAAUCCAUGAUACCCAAGUUCGUGGCUAACUAUGGUGACGAUGAUACUACGGAGGGAAUGGGAACCCAAGAUGUGGAUGUUUCAAUGGAUUCUAAUACUUCUAUAUCAAAUGACCUGACACCAUUGGAGAGGGCCCGAAUGCGACAGAGUAUGAGGACGUAGCCCCCCGGUUUUCUGACGAUUUUAUGACAUUUACGGCUCUUGCAUACAUUUUUUUCCGUCACUUUCUCGUGACUGCUUCGCUACCAAAUGGCAUAUGUACAUAUUUCAUUAUUUCGUGGUCUAUGGUUCGUUUUGGUCUUCUCUGUGUUUCGACCAUGUAUCAAAAUAAAUAAGUCCCUCAGG
Marasmius oreades (fairy-ring Marasmius) is the source of this 3912-nucleotide messenger RNA. RefSeq lists its product as uncharacterized. The record is from RefSeq and is a predicted model, not a curated record. Bases 85 to 3729 code for a protein of 1214 amino acids. NCBI's taxonomy places the organism in Eukaryota, Fungi, Basidiomycota, Agaricomycetes, Agaricales, Marasmiaceae. The transcript is spliced from 8 exons.